Messenger RNA from Drosophila eugracilis, 2004 nucleotides. It is a transcript of the gene CAH3, whose product is annotated as carbonic anhydrase 2. The record is from RefSeq and is a predicted model, not a curated record. The transcript has 5 exons. Gene Ontology annotation, molecular function: carbonate dehydratase activity; zinc ion binding. Bases 694 to 1446 code for a protein of 250 amino acids. NCBI's taxonomy places the organism in Eukaryota, Metazoa, Arthropoda, Insecta, Diptera, Drosophilidae. Gene Ontology annotation, cellular component: cytoplasm.
UUUAUUAGUUACCAAUCGUAACUCACGCUGCGCGCAUUGAAUUCACGUUCUGAAAUCGCAUAAUAACGCUAUAAACUCCGCGAUCACCGUUCGUUGAUGGUUUUUGUUCUUGUUUUUUGCGCAGUGCGUGUGUAAAUGUGUGUGCUAGUGUGUGGCGCGGGCGGCAAAUGCGAAAGAGCGAGCAUUAAUAAAUGCCGUCUAAUUGUUUGCUAAUUAAUUAAUUGAGGCAAAUCGGCAAAGGCAGCUAACGACAAAUAAGCGAAAACACUAAAUCAACAGGUGGACCUUUUCCAAUUGGAUUUAAUCAAUCCGUGGAUCUGAAGAGGAGGAGCAGGCGUCGGUCGUUGGAGGCGCCGGCAUAGACAACUUUUCCGAGACGCGAGCGCCCAGCGGAGCAGUCGCCACCACGACGUCGACAUCGCCACCGCCGCCGCGAGCCGCGCUGCUGUCACCAGCCGAGCAUUUGGACGCCAGCGCCGACGAUCGCGGGCGUGUCUACAAGCUCCGGAAGAAGAAAUACCUAAACGCAGCGCAUAUCACAUAGGGAGGAAGUAGUCGUCGGAGGUGAAACAGAAACGAAGAACGGAUUUUGGGUGCUUAGAGGAAUCGGUGCUUAGGAGUUAGGAUUUAGAUUAAGGAGUUCAAAACUGGAAAAAGCAUAAUUUAUCACCAAGAGGAAUCAGCGAAAGAGCAAUGCCCGUACAAUCCCCCAUCGAGAUCAGCAAUCGUGCCAUCGAGCACAUAGACGAUGUGGAUCCACUGGAAUACCAUGGCCACUGGGAGCCGGUGGGAGUGGCCCGGGUACAAAACACAGGCACCUCCGCAAUGGUAACUUUCAGCAAACGAAAGCAACAGCCAUACAUAAUCGGAGGUGCCUUGGACACGGACAUGUACGUGUUUGAGCAACUGCACUUCCACUGGUCAGAUUGCGAUGAGUCCGGCUGUGAGCACACCCUGGAGGGCAUGAAGUACUCAAUGGAAGCCCAUGCAGUUCAUUACAAUGCUAAGUACAAGGAUUUCGCAGAGGCCAAAAACAAGCCUGAUGGCCUGGCCGUCGUAGCUUUCUUUAUACAGGCCUGCGGUGAGAAGGAUUGUCCGGAGUUUAAGAAGAUCACCGAAGGCAUACGCAUCGUUCAGAAGAUCCACACGAGUGCAUCGCUGGAUUCCGACUGCCUAUCGUGGAUUGGACUGCAGGAGUUGAGCAAACAUUAUUACACCUACAAGGGCUCGUUGACAACGGCGCCGUACUUUGAAAGUGUCACCUGGAUCAUAUAUCGUACUCCCAUCUACGUUUCGCGUGGCCAGGUUCAGGUGUUUCGCAAUUUGCAAUCGUGUCCCAAAGAUGAGUCCAAAAAGAUAGUCAACAAUUAUCGCGAGAUCCAGCGUCCGCACAAGGACCCAGAGAUCUUCUUUGCCCGCAACACCAAUCCAAAGUCCAAGUUAUGAUGUGCUUGACAUGUACGACUUGGGUCCUUCUCUCGAUAAACUAACAUGCGCGCCUCCUUUAUUUUCCAAUCCUUUCCCCAUUCUUCCGCCCAUUUUCGCCUGUGAAAAAUGAAUCCUAUCUAAACUAUUUCUAUAUGUAAAACCAAUAUCUGUCUAUGGUUGUCUAUAAGCUGCUUUUGUUAUUUGCCUCAUGUACAUAGCGUUAUAUAUAUAUCUAAUUAACAAACAUACAUAUAUCUAUCUAUCUAUAUAUGUAUAUAUAUAUAUAGAUAUAUAUAUAUACGGAAUAAUUAUGAUACGGUUACGUGUAUGGAAUCAUUUUAGUCGGAACACGCGGUUGCCUUGCAUUGAAUAUUUCAGAGAAAUAUCGGGCACAACUACUUAAGACAUCUACAAGAGACGUAAUCCUAACGUUUAAGUUAAUAAGUUAAACAGUGAAAAAAAAGCAAGAAGAAAAUGAGAAAAGCAAACCAACACACACAUUUUGUAUGUCCCAACUGAAUUUAUUAAAUAUAUAUCUCUAAUUAAACAUGUAUAAAAGUAUAUCAAAACAUCAUA